Messenger RNA from Ochotona curzoniae (black-lipped pika), 1214 nucleotides. It is a transcript of the gene CUNH12orf75, whose product is annotated as chromosome unknown C12orf75 homolog. The coding region runs from base 91 to 288 and encodes 65 amino acids. The record is from RefSeq and is a predicted model, not a curated record. NCBI's taxonomy places the organism in Eukaryota, Metazoa, Chordata, Mammalia, Lagomorpha, Ochotonidae. The transcript is spliced from 6 exons.
CGGCGCGCCGCCCUGCGUCUCCGUCUCCGCCCCCAGAACCUGCAGCCGUGAGCUCCGGAGCGCGGCUUCCCGGGCUGGCGGCGCGGCGCUAUGGGCUGCGGGAACUCCACCGCCACCAGCUCUGGCGCGGGCGCGGGCCGAGGGCCUGCUGGAGCAGCUAAAGACGUGGCAGAGGAGUCGAUAACAGAAGACGACAAGAGGAGAAACUACGGAGGCGUCUAUGUUGGCCUACCAUCUGAAGCUGUCAGUGUGGUGUCCAAUCAAACAAAGGCUGUGCGCAAAAAUUAGAAGAACCUCACACGACUCAGUAACCAAGAGGUUGUCCAUCCGUCUGGAAGGAAUGUGGCUCCGGUGAUGUUGUAACGUGCACAGCUGUUUCUGUGGAAAUUGCCAACACUUGUCCUCGGCUCCCCUGCUCCUCCAACUCCUAGGUGCACGGUUAGACUCACGGGUGCAGAUGGUAGUGGAAGUGGGUGCUGAGACAACACGCUCCAUCCUGGAAUGCUCCAGAUCCACCUGCCGUGUCAAGGUCUCAGACUGGGAGGUGGCCUUGUCCCACCCGACCGCCGGCUCCACCCACACCAUGUCCCCCAGCCACUCCCCUCAUGCCUUUUCACGGAUACUUUUUUGAUAGUUUUUUUACAUGACAAAAUCCUUGUUCUGUUUAUAAUCUAAAAGAAUAAGCUGAUCUAACUGAAUUCCCUAAAGUAAUAUAUUCUUUCUCAUUUCUACUUCCUGUUGCUUUUUAGCUGUAAAAUGGGUGAAUUUAUUCUUAUUACACACAAACAAAUGCACACAAACUCUGUCUCCCUCCCCCCUAUUUUUUUUUUUUACUGUUUGGUUUUCAAAUUUUAUUUAAAUACCCAAGAUUUUCCUUUAUCACGAAUAGUGUUUUACAUUGACAUAUUUAAAAGGAAACUUGUUAAAUUUGCAUGCAGUGUGCACCUGUUGAUUCAGUAUCUGUCUCCUCUAGUCAAGGCUUGUGUGACCACAGAUAGAUACUUGAGAGCUCGCUGAGUCUCCCGUUCCACUUUGGUGUGAUUAUCUCAGCUCUUCAUGUGAAUUCUGUAUUUUCAAGGACCUGUGAUUGAGGACUAGUGGGAUAUUUGGAAAGUCCUUAAUUUGAUGAUGAUAUGUGUCUGCUCAAUACGGCAAUGUAAAUUACUGUGUUUACCAGUGUAUUUCAACGAUUAAAACAUUUUUAGCCUUCUUUA